CCCCUCCCCGCCCCUCGCCCACGCAGGCCGGAGCCGCGGCCUCCCCAGCGAGUGGUCGGGGGCGCGGGCGCAGGGGCAGCGGGGUCGCCGCCGCGCCGGGUGUUGCGGAGGGGUGUGGCGGGCUCCGAGAGGCCCGGCAGCGGCUCGCAGAGCAGCCUCCAGCCGCAGCCGCGCAGAGCUGCCAGAGUGGAGCACACUGCUUCUCCCAGGGGGGCAGGACGGCGGGUUCGCGUCUGGUUGGAGGAGGCCUUGUCCCCGCGAAGAGUUCCAUCCCCAGGCCGUAGCAGAGGGCACGUAUCCCUGCCCCAGGCCAGGUCAGUAUGGGCUCCAUGGGCCCACCUCACCCCUCACUGCUGCUGGUCUUCGCCCGGGCGUCUUGCCUCUUCCUCCUCUUCUGCCUGUGCCUGGGAGACUCCUGCCCACAGCCCUGCCAGUGCCCUGACCACGUGGGGUCCGUGGCUGUAGACUGUAGCUUUCGGGGCCUGCAGGAGGUCCCCCAGGACAUCCCCACCGACACCGUGCUCCUGAAGCUCCACGCCAACCAGAUCUCCCACCUCCCAGAUGGGGCCUUCCAGCACCUGCACCGGCUCAGGGAGCUGGAUCUGUCCCGCAACGCCAUCGAGGCCAUUGGCCCCUCCACCUUCACGGGCCUGGCUGGGGGCCUGCGGCUGCUGGACCUGUCCUUCAACCGUAUCCAGCGGAUCCCCAAGGAUGCCCUGGGCAAGCUCGGCGCCAAGAUACGCCUGUCCCACAACCCCCUGCACUGUGAGUGUGCCCUGCAGGAGGCCCUGUGGGAGCUGAAGCUGGACCCAGACUCUGUGGACGAGAUCACCUGCCACACCUCGGUGCAGGAGAAGUUCGUGGGGAAGCCUCUGGUUCAGGCUCUGGACGCAGGUGCCAGCCUCUGCAGUGUCCCCCAUAGGACCACCGACGUGGCCAUGCUGGUCACCAUGUUCGGCUGGUUCACCAUGGUCAUCACCUAUGUCGUGUACUAUGUGCGCCACAACCAGGAGGAUGCCCGCCGGCACCUGGAGUACCUGAAGUCUCUGCCCAGCGCGCCCGCCUCCAAGGACCCCCUCGGCCUGGGGCCCUAGUGUCUGUUCCAGCAGACCCUCGCCGGUGACUGAUGCUGCUUCUGCUGUCCCCCGAGGCAGGUGUCACAGACAUGUAUGCUGUGCCCCACCCCCGCACUCGGGUGCAGCAGCACAUUCAGGCAGGGAGGUUUUGCCACCAGAUCCGCUCGACGGAUGAGGAACCUGAAGCUUAGAGAAACGGAGUGACUGCCCGUGACGACACCGUCAGGAGAUGAUCCCAGUGGGACUUCAGCCUGGGCUGUCCAUGGUGGCAGUCCUCUUUCCUUCUACCGUGGCAGCCUCUGCCACCUGGGGCCGCAGGCUGUGGAUAUGCACUCAGAGGAGGAAGGGCACACUCCACAGCGUGAGGGCUCACGAGAGGGGGCUUGGGUGCAGGUUCACCUGCUGAAGGCGCUGAUAAGUCCUGUGCUGGGGAGCUGGCUUGCCCUCUUUGCCUACAGAGUGCAUUGUGGGUAAACAUGAGCCCUGUCAGUAUGUUCCGAGUACAUUGGAACAUGAGCCCUGUUUCAGGAGCAAAGUAGCAGAGACCAGGUUUUUCUAGAGAGCUAAGUGGGAUGUGCUGCUCACACUGUCCUUUAUUCUCACAACGUUUGUUUUCAGUAACUCUAGUGCCAAAAUUUCAUUCCAGUGAUGGGGUGAGCAGUACCGAGAGAGACCUGUGGGAAGUCCAGGGUCGAUCGCCCAGGGGCAGGCAGCAGCCACACAUGCGGGCCCUGCCUGCUUCCUGCCCCUCCGGCUGUGCCUGUUGUGGGAAGCCCUGCCCUGGCGUGAUCUCGGCUCACUGCAGCCUCCACCUCCCGGACUCAAUCACUUCUGCCUCAGCCUCCCCAGUAGCUGGGAUUAUGGGCAUGCACCACCACACCCAGCUAACUUUUGUAGUUUUAGUAGAGACAGGGUUUCACCACGUUGGCCAGGCCAGUCUCGAACUCCUGGCCUCAAGUGAUACUCCCGCCUUGGCCUCCCAAAGUGCUGGGAUUACAGGUGUGAGCCACCGCGCCUGGCCCUGUGCCUUGCUUUUCUACUCACUGAGAUCUAAAACAGCUCUUUUUCCAAGGCCAGGAGUACUGGUGUUUGAUGUUUCAAGGCCAGUCAAUGGGAUGCUUCAGUUUCUCUAGCAACAGGACCUCUCUCUUUUCACCUUUGCUGCCAGGAAUCUCAGAGAUAAUUUAGUGCUCGGUUUUCUUACCUUACUUCACAUUCAGGUUAGGUAUUACCUCCACCUAUAUGACAGUAAUUCCUGAUUUUAUUUUUAUUGUCUUUUUAAUGAGUGUUUAUAUUUUAAAGUACUUUCAGUAUUUUUGGGGGGAGCAAAUGAGUUCUCAGUGUACACUGUGUUGACGGAAAUGUGUGAAUGUAGAGAUGUUUCACCAAGCAGAUGCUUAAAAAUG
Messenger RNA from Callithrix jacchus (white-tufted-ear marmoset), 2482 nucleotides. It is a transcript of the gene LRRC3, whose product is annotated as leucine rich repeat containing 3. Gene Ontology annotation, molecular function: protein binding. Gene Ontology annotation, cellular component: plasma membrane. The record is from RefSeq and is a predicted model, not a curated record. Lineage: Eukaryota; Metazoa; Chordata; Mammalia; Primates; Cebidae.